Molecule: messenger RNA, 4796 nt
Organism: Hyalella azteca
Lineage: Eukaryota; Metazoa; Arthropoda; Malacostraca; Amphipoda; Hyalellidae
Gene: Rab14
Product: ras-related protein Rab-14
Exons: 5
Coding region: 467-1132 (221 amino acids)
Biological process (GO): Golgi to endosome transport; endocytic recycling; phagosome maturation
Cellular component (GO): phagocytic vesicle; Golgi apparatus; recycling endosome
Molecular function (GO): GTP binding; GTPase activity
Source: RefSeq, a predicted model, not a curated record
UUGAGUACCUAAAUAUUUUUCUAUUGCAGAUUCCAUUUGAGAGUGAAGAUUUGCCCUCAAAAAUAGGAAUAGGGUGGUUUUGCUGCUAAAUAUUUUUAAAUAAUCUUAUUUACCAUUUUAUGUGUAGGCUACUUGUCAAGUUGCCAGAAAGUUUUAUUCAAAUUUCUUGACUUUAUUGUCUGGAAGUGAAGUCUUAGUAAAGCAUCUCGGCCAUCUCCAGACCAAUAUCAAUAAAAACUUCAAUUUGUCAGCUGUUGUUCUAAUUAAUACCAUCAUUUUUCAUGUCUUGGUAUUAAUUAUUUUUUUCUAUUAUGCAAAACCAUUCCAGUUGUUGUGACUAUAACAUGGUGUAAAUCAAACCUCAGUCUACCUAAAUUUGUUUUCAUCCUAGCCUAUUUGCAUCUGUGAUCUGUCCUAUUCAAACUUGCCUCUUAAGUUUCAUUGAUUGCAAGUUUGCAACACAAACAUGUCAGCUGGACCUUAUAAUUAUUCCUAUAUAUUUAAAUAUAUAAUCAUUGGAGACAUGGGAGUAGGAAAGUCCUGUCUCUUACAUCAGUUUACUGAAAAGAAAUUUAUGGCUGACUGCCCCCACACAAUUGGAGUUGAGUUUGGCACGCGCAUCAUUGAAGUUGCUGGACAGAAAAUUAAACUUCAGAUCUGGGACACAGCAGGACAGGAGAGAUUUAGGGCUGUUACAAGGUCAUACUACCGAGGAGCAGCCGGAGCCUUGAUGGUAUAUGAUGUGACAAGGCGGUCCACCUACAACCACCUGAGCUCGUGGCUGACCGACGCCCGUAACCUGACUAACCCGAACACGGUCAUAUUCCUCAUAGGCAACAAGGGGGAUCUGGAUGCUCAGAGGGAUGUCACCUACGAAGAAGCCCAGCAGUUUGCUGAGGAAAAUGGACUCAUGUUUGUGGAAGCCAGCGCUAAAACUGGAGAAAACGUUGAGGAAGCCUUCUUAGAAACCGCCAAGAAAAUCUACCAAAAUAUUCAAGAUGGAAGUCUGGACCUAAAUGCGGCUGAGAGCGGAGUGCAGCACAAGCCCAACGGUGGACAGGCGGGCGCCGGGGGUCGAGCUACCCUCAACAACUCCAGCGCGGGACAGACCAGAGAAAAUUGCUCCUGUUAGGCCAAGGCCUUCCUCUUCAUCAACUUGAUGAGAUUGGUUUAGGGGUGCGGGGAUUAAAAGUUCAGAAGUUUGUAAUGUUGAUCGAACUUAUAGCAAAGAUUGAAUUGUGUUUUCCGAACUAGUGAAAUUAUCCACCAUAGAAAACUGGUCGUGUUAAACCAUUUCUAGUGAUCAAGUUAUCAGUUCGAGUUGAGAGAAGGAAAGGUUUUCAAUUCAGAACUGGUGGAUUGAAAAUAUUGCGUUGACUCCACUUUAUUCUCCAAAAUAUUUAUUAUCACGACAGAUAAGAAAUACGAACUGUUGCUGAAAACUGUUUUUGUUGGAUAGAAUAUUUCAAUGUUUACUAAUCUCAAUGAUUAUGAGCUAAAAGUUUGAAAGACAUUUCCAUUUAAAACAAAUUAGGUUUACUGCUGAUUAAAUUACAAUGGAUAGCUGAUAAAGCGUAUUACCAAAGUGAAUGAAUAUAAUCUAUUGAAGUUUGUAGUUGAGGCUUUUCCUAUUAUUGGUUUUGUCAUGUAUAAUUAAUCAAUCUGGUACUUAGCGAUAUCGCGAAGUUUUCUCCUCUAAUCUGAUGAAUUUUAAUGCUGCUAUUCACCACUUCGCAUUAUUUAUUUUUUUGUAAAAUAUGCGUGUAUGGUACCUAUAUAUUAGUAACUCUGAACAAAGAAAAUAUCUUUCGACUAAAGUCCAAUCUUUCAUACGUCUAAAAAUACAAUAGUUGUAUUUGUGAUAAUUUCCUGGGUUGAGGCGAUUUUUUUACAAAUUAUUCCACGAUGUAGGUUUUGAAUAUAUUGUAUUUUACUAUCAUUCCAAGGGGGAAAGGGGGCUUCGACGGGAAUUUCCCAUUGAAUGCCGUUGAGAAACUGUCCUCCUGACCGGUUACUCCCAGAGCUUACGUUCAAAGACAAUUAACUUCUUUGUUUACGAAACGAGCUGCACUUUUGUCGAUAUAUCACAUUUUUCCAUGUUCAGUGGCCAUGCUUGUGUUGUGUGGGAAAUGUUUUGGUUCAAAUUCCGCUGCAAAAGUGGAUUAUUUUCUACAACCUGCCGUGAAGUUUGUUUUUUUAUUUCAUUGCACUGUGAAUUAUGUGAAUUCUCUUGGUUGCCUGCAAAAACAGUUAGAUAGCUAUGGAUAGUUUGAAUGGUUUUCUACGUAUAAUCCAGGUACUGGUGUAUAUUUUUCCUUAUUAAGGUCAGGUCGACAUACAUCUUCAUAAACUAUCGAAGGUUAUUUUUUUAAUUUGAUAGACCGAGAAGAAUUUUUUCUGAUAGAAAUGAUGAAUGGAAAUCUCUGGAUUGGGAGAAUUUGGAAAAUGUUACCGCGUAGAUUUAAUGCCUGGCUAUGUUAAGUUUUCAUUUCGAUCGAUGUAAAUUUGUUAGCUUUUCCAAAUUCAAGUCCUGUCAGAGAACAGAUACGUAUAUGUAAUAUGGAAGUUGUAUCAAUGUUGAAACGUGUCUUCAGCUUAGAUUACGAGUUGAGGAUCUCAUUGCCUUAUCCAGAACUUUCCAACUUGGGUUAAAUUUCAGAGUAGAAUGCUCUAAACGGGAGAUUUGAAAGUCAUAAUGCUAUUAAUUUUGAUUGCAAUGGAAUAUUUACCUAUUGUGUUUAUAUGCCCCCCUCAUUCCACGAACUGUUAAUUAGAGCUGCUUGUGACGAGGAAGCAAUAACAGGCGUUCCAAAUUCGCCUUCAUCUGGAAACUUCAGUUAGUGUGAUGGAUUGGCAAGUUCCGCAGCAGCUAAGGAGAAAAUUUGGCGUCCGUGAAAAGUUCUGAAAUGAAUUGUUUGUAAGAAAUGUUGUCCUGUCCGAACGGAAGUAUUUCCUUGAUCUUGUACCACUAAUAUUUUUUCUUGAACAUGAAGCGUAAGCAACAAACUCAGUGCAAUGUUUCUCUCUUCUCUGUGAAUAAUUUUUCAAUGUUCACAUAGCGUCGCAUACGAGUACUUAUAUUGGAGAAUUACCAACAAGAUAACUUGACGAAAUUAUGUUCUUCCAACAAUAAUGAAGAUAUAUUCCCGUGUCGAAAUGGUGCAAUAAAAACCUUUUAUUUUGUCCAUGUUGAUAAUUUGAUGACGCGAUGAAAACUCUCAUGCGGCAAUAUGUGCUUGUCCUGCUGUAAAGGUCUGAGGAGUCUGUGAAUAAUCUAUAUCUUGUCUUCGUAUAUAAUGAGUAGGUAUGUAUUUGUGCUGUAUAUCAACAUUCAGCUGUAUGCCACACCUGCGUGUGUAGGUACGUUAGUAUUGGUAUUUGAAGGUAGCGAACUGCGUGAGAGGAGUACUUAUGAUUGCGAAGCCUUGUUUUUACCCAAUAUGUAUGCCGGAAAAGUCGCGGUACACUUGGGCUCAUGCAUAAUUUUCUGUAAAUCGAUUUUAAAGUCAAUAUCUAAAAUUUGCUACCAAAUAAUUUAAAUUGCUCGAAACUAACUUGUGUGGUUCAACUGUGCAUAGCACUGUUAGGGCCGUGUUUACUCUACAAUGUUAACAUAUUCUGGUUAAUAUAACCAAACAGCUUGAAUUCGAUAGUGAUUUCAAUUGCUUAAGAUUCCAUAAUAUUUUCAGUGGGCAUCGUUGUAAACCAAAAACAAUUAUUGUUUUUUGUUGCAAGCAAACUGUCUAUAUUUCCUCCUACUUAACUGUAUUAACGGCAGGACCUGAGAUCUCCCCUCCCUAGAAUACAGUACAAGAAAUUCACUACUGGCAAUGCUCUCCUGCCAGCGAUGCGAAAUUCUUCAAAUCAGGCUUACGACGACACGAAAGCAUUUACCGUUUGUCAUUUAUUGAUUAAUGCACAUUGUAGCAUUUCGUUUCUUAGUAAAUAGUAUGAACCUAUCGCUCUUGGCUUGAACGGAGCGUCCUGUCCAUGGUUCUUUGAUAUCGUAACUCGUUGAAGCUGACGUCAUUGUAACCAACCGUAUUACAAUUACUGAAUCGUAGUCGUGAAUUCCGGCUCUGCCAGUAACGAAUAUUUCAAGUAUAUUUGAGCGUGCGGUUUCUCAAGUGGUUUAGUACAGGAGUUUUGUUAUAUCUGAUGUCUAUUAUAAUAUGACAUGCAAAUACUGAGGUUACGAGCCCAUAAAUGUUACGCGUGUUUGGUUACGGGCUGUUGAAAGCCAACACUUGAAUGGCAGAGAGCUAAACAUAUUCUUUGUAUUUUAGCUUGAUGAAUGUUUUAAAAAGAUUAUAUAAAAGUUAGUCUGACGAGUUAAUCGUCGUUCUGUUGCACGUUUAAAGGAAUAUUUCUUCAAGAGUGUAGGUGAGGAAUGGGAGACGAGUGUGUUUGGGUGUAUUACGGAGGGUAAAGUUUGUUCUGAUUGCGCGGGGGGAGAAAAUGUCGCUUGUUUUUAUUCACCUGCACUUUCUUUGUUUUGUUUGCAAUUAUCGGGAGGUUUUCUGUUUAAUAUAAAUGCCGUUAUAUUAUAGUAUUUUAUGUGUCUCUGAAGUGUGAGCCAAAGCUUUAGCUCUUUACUGCCCAGUGGACAAAUUGUUCGUCCUAUCGUACUGCUAUUCUUACCAGAACUGAGAAGCUAACCGGGCAGUAAAGGGUUAACAUUAUCGAUGUUGUGGAUCCUGUGUAGUCGAGUGGCUUAUCCUCGCUGCGCGUAUUUCUAAACAAUAAUGUAUAUCGUCAGAAUAUCUUAAUAACAGUAAAUACAAGAAACUACUUCA